GCCGGAAGCAGGAGGAAUGGGCGGUGCUGGCAGAGGGCGUCUUGAAGGCGUGGCCUGGCUGCCGUGAGGUCGGACGGGGCGUGGCCAGCCGCCCCACCCGGGCUUUCAGUCAAAGGCGCGGUGAACCGCCCCGGUCCGCUUUCCAGCCGUCUCCUGGUCGCUACUGGCCCCGCCCCCGCCCAGAUUUCUCCUUCUUGGGAAGCACCCCCAGAGUCUCUGAGAUUUGGCCCGAGUUGGCUGCUGGCCUCCAAUCGGUCUAGCGGUCUCCAGUGGCGAUGGAGGGCGCCCACGAGAACCCCGCAGAGUGUAGCUCCUCCGCCCCCAGCUCCGAAGAGCCUGCCGGCUCGGCCAGGGGCCCCGAGGUGCUGCCUCGGGAGGAGUCGGAGGGCUGCGCCCGUCCCUUGGACGCGGCCCCCAAAAAACUCUGUGGCUAUCUGAGUAAAUUUGGCGGCAAGGGGCCCAUCCGGGGCUGGAAAUCCCGCUGGUUCUUCUACGACGAGAAGAAAUGUCAUCUGUAUUAUUCGCGGACCGCGCAGGAUGCCAAUCCCUUGGACAGCAUCGACCUCUCCAGUGCGGUCUUUGACUGCAAGGCCGACGCCGAGGAGGGGACUUUUGAAAUCAAGACUCCUAGCCGGGUUAUUACUCUGAAGGCUGCCACCAAGCAAGUGAUGCUGUACUGGCUGCAGCAGCUGCAGACGAAGCGCUGGGAGUUCCACAGCAGCCCGCCCGCGCCCCCUGCCGCCCCCGCCACCCCAGCUGCCAACGGGCCCACCUUGCGCCUCGAGCCAGAGCAAGAGGAAGCGGAGCUGGAGGAAUUCCUGUGCCCUGUGCAAACGCCCCCCGGGCUUGUGGGUGUGGAGGCUGCCUUGCAGCCCGCACCUGCCAUGCCCUUGGCCCUUCAGAACAUUUCCCUCAAGCAUCUUGGAACUGAAAUACAAAACACAAUGUACAAUAUUCGGGGCAACAGGCAGGCCCAAGGAAUAGGCCAUGGACCUCCAGGAGAAGAUCCUCCCGGGAGUGUGGAACCUCAGAGGGUCGAGCAGCCCUUACCCUCCGACCCAGGCACCCCAGGGAAAGAUCCAGCAGAUUCUCCAAAGCCUACACCCAAAUCCUCUCUGACCGCCAAUCUCAUUCAGAAAGCCAAGCGCCAGAACACCACCUUUCCACUCUUUGCCGAAGGACUCACACGAACCCGAACUGCCCAGGAAAAGGUUCUGGCCUUGGAGCAGCAGGUUCUGAUGCUCACCAAGGAGUUAAAGUCUCAGAAGGAGCUGGUGAGGAUCUUGCACAAGGCGCUAGAGGCUGCCCAGCAGGAGAAGAGGGCGUCCAGCGCAUACCUGGCUGCGGCCGAGGACAAGGACCGGCUGGAGCUGGUGCGGCACAAGGUGCGGCAGAUCGCGGAGCUGAGCAGGCAGGUAGAGGCCCUGGAGCAGGAACGGGAGAGCCUGGCACACACGGCCAGUCUGCGGGAGCAGCAGCUGCAGGAGCUGCAGCGGCAUGUGCAGCUGCUCAUGGAGAAGAACCAGGCCAAACAGCAGGUUAUCUGCAAGCUCUCGGAGCAGGUCACCCGGGACUUCAUGCAGCCCCCUUCCCAGACGCCUGUGCCCCCAGAGGUGGCCGACAGGGACUUCCUGAGCCAGCAGGAAAAGAUGGAGCACCUGAAGGAUGACAUGGAAGCUUAUCGGACCCAGAACCGCUUCCUCAACUCCGAGAUCCACCAGGUGACAAAGAUCUGGAGACGGGUGGCUGAAAAGGAGAAGGCCCUCCUGAUGAAGUGUGCCUACCUUCAAGCCAAGAACUGCCAGGUGGAGAGCAAGUACCUGGCCGGGCUGCAGAGGCUGCAGGAGGCUGCGGAGGGCGAGUGCGCCGAGCUGCUCAGACAGCUCAUCCAGGAGGCACUGCAGUGCGAAGCCAGGGAGGCCUUGGCCGAAGGCGUGGAGCUGAGCCCCGUCAGUGAGUAUGAUGAGUAUGGCUUCCUGACGGUGCCCAACUACGAGAUGGAAGACCUGAAGCUGCUGGCCAAGAUCCAGGCGCUGGAGGUGCACUCCCACUACCUGCUGGCCCAUGAGGCUGUGGAGCGGCCGCUGCGGGAACGCUGGGCUGCCCUGGGUGAUCUUGCACCCUCGGCCGAGCUCAAGCAGCUGCUGCGGGCAGGUGUGCCCCGAGAGCACCGGCCGCGUGUCUGGAAGUGGCUGAUCCAUCUCCGUGUCCGGCAUCUGCAGAUCCCUGGCCGUUACCAGGCGCUGCUGAGCCAGGGCCAGGUCCGAAAGCACCCUGCCGCCCGCCAGAUCGAGCUGGACCUGAACCGGACCUUCCCCAACAACAAGCACUUCACCUGUCCCACCUCCAGCUUCCCCGACAAGCUACGCCGGGUGCUGCUAGCCUUCUCCUGGCAGAACCCCACCAUCGGCUACUGCCAGGGCCUAAACAGACUGGCGGCCAUCGCUUUGCUCGUCCUGGAGGAGGAGGAGAGUGCCUUCUGGUGUCUGGUGGCCAUUGUGGAGACCAUCAUGCCGCCUGAUUACUACAGCAAGACACUGACGUCAUCCCAGGUGGACCAGCGGGUGCUCCAGGACCUCCUCUUGGAGAAGCUGCCCAGGCUGAUGGCUCACCUGGGGCAGCACCGUGUGGAUCUCUCCUUCCUCACCUUCAACUGGUUCCUCGUGGUCUUUUCAGACAGUCUCAUCAGCAACAUCCUUCUCCGGGUCUGGGACGCCUUCUUAUAUGAGGGCACCAAGGUGAUAUUCCGCUAUGCCUUGGCCAUUUUCAAGUACAAUGAGGAGGAGAUCCUGAGACUGCAAGAUGCCCUGGAGAUCUACCAGUACCUGCGCUUCUUCACCAAGACCAUUUGCAACAGCCAGAAACUGAUGCACAUCGCCUUCAACGACAUGAACCCUUUCCCUAUGAAGCAGCUGCAGCAGCUGCGGACGGCCCACCGGGAGCGGCUGGAGGCUGAGCUGCGCGAGCUGGAACAGCUGAAGGCCGAGUACUUGGAGACUCGGAACUCCCAAGGCCCAGCGGUGCCAGAGGGUUGCACCAGUGAGGACGAGGGGGAGGGGGAGGCCUGACUUGGCCACCUGCCCUUUCCAAAGCCCUUUCGCCCCUUUGGCUGUCAGGCCUCAAGGAGGAUGGCCAUGGAACAGGGGUCUGGCCCAUGAGCCCCAGCACCAUGUGACACUGGGCAAGUCCCUUCCCCUCUCUCAGCCUCAGUCUCCCCAUCAGAACAAUGUCUGCUGUGAAGCCAUUGGUUGGGACUCAUGAGCACAUACCCAGGGAUGCUACCCCUUUCUCUCUUCUUCCACAGAGCACUUUAGCACAUAGACAAGCAAGAAUGCUGUCUUAUAGGGUAACCUGAACAUUCUCUAAGUUUUAUCUAUAUAAAACAAUGCAAAUGUUGGAAAUA
Mustela lutreola (European mink) is the source of this 3403-nucleotide messenger RNA. RefSeq names its product TBC1 domain family member 2 (gene TBC1D2). The record is from RefSeq and is a predicted model, not a curated record. Lineage: Eukaryota; Metazoa; Chordata; Mammalia; Carnivora; Mustelidae. The transcript is spliced from 13 exons. Bases 276 to 3068 code for a protein of 930 amino acids.